AUGUCGAAUCUCCAAGUGCCCCGCGAGCAAGGAGAGGGCACAGUGAGAGCUGUCUCGAACCCUUUGCCCGGACUUGCAUCACUAAACUUUCACAACAACCGAGGCGAUGCUCAACAGGACUACGAGGCGGCUCAAGCCUCUCGCGCAAACGCCACGCUCGACGAAAUCGAGCAAAGAGGCAUAGUGCCCGACGUCAAUCUAGUUGAACGAGAACUCCUCAGGCCAAAAUCAAGAAUCAAGAAAGCCGGUUCUGAUGCCCAAAAGAUCUUCUCUAGUCGCGCCGCACCCUCUCACAAUCCUACUAGCAGCAGCGAUGUCAAUACCCUCGAUCUCGGCCUUCGCGUCUACCCAAGCAACGAGGAGCUAGAUGCAGUGGUCAACACGCUCUGGAGAGACUUCGCCAAUGACGGUGGUUUGAACGGACUAAGCCACCAGCAGAUAACUCUUCUUUAUCAGCACUGGCAUCAGCGUGCUCUCGCCAUCAAUGAAUCUGCCAAAGAAUGGCAAGCUCUCAAUGUGCCUUCACCGGUAGCGACGGAGCCCAGCGCGAGCACGAGCACCUUUGACCUCUUUGGCUCCUUAAUGACCGACUUUGAGCUUCUUCUUGAAGUCUGCAAGCAUCUGCGCCCCAUCGACAUCAUCAACCUCUACAGUAUUUCAAAAACCUUCCAUGAUCUCGUCAACGCAAACCUCCAGAGCACCAUCCUUCUUUGGACGGACCACAUGGCGCCCACUUCAGCUCGUAUCUUCUGCCACCAACUCUACUACCAAUACUUCAUCGAUGACCCCUCCGGCAGAAAUCCCAGUACUCACCGUGACAUACGAUAUUUUAACCAGCCGGCUCCCAACCAUGUCCUGUACGAAAACCAGCAUGGAGAAGGCCAAGCCGGUCCCGUCAACCCUCUUCCGCCCGCUGACCCGCAACACAAUACCCGCAAGGUUCCGUCCUUGGUCUGGUUCCAGAUGGUUGUCGACCGAGAGAUCAAAGUCCGCGACAUUCUCGCCACCCUGAGCCGCCACGGCCACCGCACCCCUCACGACACCCACAAGACUUUAAAGAAGCUCUGGCUUCUGAUGGACGUAGCCUCGUGCCGCGGCCGCGCCGCCCUGAUUCACUCCCAGACGCUCUUCACCGACGAGGACCUCUACCGGGCCCGUCUCUUCUUCAUCAAGCUCUACAUGCUCUUCGCCGACCCCAUCUUUGGGCCCAAGUCCACCGCGCUCGCCAAGCUGUUUCUCGGACAAAAGGGGUUCACGCCACUUUGGCAGUUUCUGCGACGCAAGAAGUAUACCACCGAGGAAGAGAUCGUGGAGAUGAAGACGCGGUACGACGUCCGACCUACUCUUUUGCAGGUUCUCGACGGACACCCUAUCAACGGCGUGCCGCCCAACGAGAUGGGAAGGAUGCAUGUGGAAGGGUGGGGGCGCGGCGUCAGACACUUGCUGCGCCCGGAUCAGAUGGUCAACUGGGAGGCGUACAAGCGAGGGUUGGCCCUGCACCUAAGGGCCGAGAGGAUGAUGCUUUACGGCCACGUGGACUUUGGCACGGGCCGGCCGCUGGUGCCGAGUCUGGAUGAGAUGUACAUGAGUGAUGACGAGGUCGACCUGCCGGCCAACUCGAGCUGGAGGAUUAUGAAGCAUCGCAAAGCGCAUGGCGGCUGUGGGAAUGUCCCCUUUGAGAGAGGCAUGUGGCAGCCUAAGCAUGCAAGGAAGGCGAGAUGGAAGACAUUGACGGAGGAAGAGAAGGAGGAUAUCUUGGCUGCGGAGGAAGAGGAGGUCAAGGAGGAAAAGAAGCUGCGAUAUGUGGAAGGUGAUUUGGAUGUGGCCCUCGUAGACUUGGAGGAGGCAUUGUAUGAUUAUGCCGUGGAGAAGGAGGAGGGAAGUCACGAAGAGCAUGGCAUUGACGGACUGGAGUUCGACAGCCGCGUUCCGAUGCCUGAUGAUAUCCUCCCUGGCGAUGAGGAGGCAGACUUUGAUGAUACCGACUGGGAGAACUGCGCAAAAUACAUGACAGGUCUAGAUCGUUUACCCGACCAGUUGACUCGCAUCCGACAAGGCAAGGCUCACGGCCAGCUCAACAGGUCACUCAUCAUGGCCAAGCAGGUGUUCGACAGCAAGGCCAAGACCAAUGCGGAAGGCCGAGAGCAAGACGAAGCUUGGGCGCGUGCCAUUGUUGACCAACUGCCCCUUUAUAUUGGCGGCGAGCCCGCUUACAGAAGGGGUGUUCCCGUUGCUCCCCGAAACAACUCACCCGCGUCAAACCAGGCCUUCUUCAAUGCCCAUAAUGGCAAUCAUGACUGGGUGCAGCCGGUAUACCCAGCCCAAGCCGAAAUACCAGACGUUCGAGCUGAGUAUCUUCUCAAAGCCGCCGUCGCGCUCCACAAAGCCCGGCUUGACACCGGCGAUCUUGACCCCGCCACCGACGCUAUGCCCGACGACGAAGUCGCAGAGUUGGAGGAUGAGCAGAUCACUGUACAGAUUGAGAAGAAUGUCAAUUACGGCUGGAUGCUGCACAUGCCGCGCACACAGCCCGACAACGAAGGUGCUCGUGAUGGUUCACCAGAUUACGAGGACCACAGUGGCAACGGAUUCACCAGCGAAGUAUCAGAUUCCAUUGACAUGGACAUGGAGGAGGACAUCGACUGCGACGACGACGACGACGACGACGACUUUAAAGACCUCAUCACCAGCGACUUCGAUGACUUCAUCACCAGCCCCAACUUUGGUGUUUUUCACGAAUCUAACAACACAGGCCCUAACAACACCACAAUCAACGAGCCCAGCAUCCCAAAUCAACACUCUCUCAAUCACAACCCAUUCAAUCCUCACAACCCCGACGUACCCUACCCCAACCAAAUGUACCACUACAACCACGACCCCGAUGAAGAAUUCGACUGGCGCGCCUGGCUCGACAUGCAGCACCAAAACGACCUGCUCAGCGAAGCAGCCAGACUGGACCAAGAUUUGUUGAACGGCGCGCACGAAGCCGGGCCGGAGGAGCUGCGAAGGAGGGUGGAGAGUACGAUCGAGCGGACGCAGGGGUAUAAGAAUCUUAGGGAGAGGUUUUUGAGGGGGUAUUAUCGGCAGUGGUAG
This is a messenger RNA of Neurospora crassa OR74A, 3093 nucleotides long. RefSeq lists its product as hypothetical. Lineage: Eukaryota; Fungi; Ascomycota; Sordariomycetes; Sordariales; Sordariaceae. The record is from RefSeq and is a predicted model, not a curated record. The coding region runs from base 1 to 3093 and encodes 1030 amino acids. The transcript has a single exon.